AGCGUGCAGUUACGGUCAAACGGUAAAACAAAAAUUCGAAGUUCGAAAUAAAAAGAUAAUACUCGGUUUAAAGAAAAUGAAUUUUUGCAUUAUAUAUUCCUUCAUAAUAAUAGUACUCACACUUGUUGACGCAUCUACCGUAUCUACAAAUAAUCAGGAUUCAAACGCAGAAGAUUUAAACAUCUUUGGCACAAAGGUCAGCGAUCCAAAAUCUAUCGGUCAAGUUAAGAGGGACACAAGUCUGAGCUAUGCAGCGACAAACAUUGAUUCCAAGGAAGGGACAAGAGUAAAAACUAUAACUGUUAUUAAAAAUCACAGUGGGAAAAACAACGGGAAAUUAGUAAUUAAUCCAAAUUUGCAUAAAAAUGAGGACUGGGCAAAUGCUUUUAGAGACAAUUUCGAUACCUAUGGCGGUAUACCGGACGUACCAGAUAUCGAUGAACUUUUUGAUUUUGUAAAAAAUAAACCUAAAGAUGAUAAAAAUGUGGAUAGGAAAGAAGUUUCCAAUUUAAAACCUAAAGACGUUACAAAAAAGGAAAACGCCAAGCCAACUACAGAUGCUUCAUCAGAGAUUGAGGCUACUACCACUCCAAUAGUGGUAAAGAUUAAAGGUGAUGCAGAGGUAAUACCAGGAUUAAAAAAGAAUCAAACAAAUGCACGUUCGCAAUCCUUGGGUAUGAAUAAAGAGUUAACGCGUGAGCCGUUAACUAAUCCAAAUUAUACCUCACCAGAUAAACCGAAAAACAUUUAUUUCGAGAAAUACAUACAGGAUGUUUCGAGAGGUUACGAUUACCCCAAACCUUGUCCCCAAGGUGGAAAAGGCGUUGUUAGUAUUACAAACCCAUCUUCGGGACGUUCUUACGAUAUUCCAGUAUCAGAAGAUUCGCCAGGCUCGCCUUACAUAGCGCCCUCCAUCACUAAGAAAACCCAGGUAUCUGGAUCUCAACCGCAGAACAGCACACAAAACGUAGCAUCUACUUUUGUGCGGCCGAAUUUUUCCGUUAAUUCCAUCUUACCUUCACUUCAACCAAUGUCUCCGAAUCCAACAAGUCAGGAUCAAGGAGGGAGUUUUUACACCAGUCAACGGCCAUAUGUUGCACCCAAUCUACGGAGUGGCUUUAAUGCUAAUGGUGUCACGACACCUCGAACAUUAUAUAGAAGUGAUAUUGGCACCUAUCGGGGAAAUUCGUUCUUGUUAGGUGCAAAUAGGGCGAAUUUAGCCAGAUCACGUGGUUUAAAGUAUCGAUAAGACUAAAUUUUAUAAUCAAAAUGCAAAUGCCCUUAAAUUAGAUAUAUAUGAAAUUAUAUCCAUAUAUUCCUUCGUUUAAGAAAUUUGCGUAUAGAUGAAGAAUAUGCAUUUUUUGAAAUUCAAUAUCCAACCUAUGAAUAAAAACCACACUUUUAUUUUUCGUUUAAUAUUCAUUUUCCUGAUUCCAAAUCAAAGCUAUAUAUUAUAUUAUUUCAUACACAUUAACUAUGGUUAGCCUACAGCAGUCCUCAAAAGAUAAGAGAAAUUAUCUAUUAUGACUACUCCUGUUAGAAAUUUUUUAGGCAGUAAAAAAUGUAAAAAUAAAUAUAAAAAAUGUAAAUAUUAAACAUUUAGUUAGUUUAAGAAACAUUUAAUAAUGUAAAUAAAAGCUAAUAAGGCAACAGCAUUUCAGACCUAUUAUUUAUUAUAUUGCGGUUAUCAAAGCAUUUGAAGGCAACUAAUGUACACAUAUUAAAAUUUACUAAUCUUUUAUAAGAAAUACCGUCAACCGCCACUUCCAAUAUGCAUUGAAAAUUAAUUGAGUUAUUUUCUGCCGAUAGGUUGCAAGAGAUUGUUUAAAAUGAAUAAGAGGUCUGAAUGGAACAUUUCAGUAAGCCUGGUACAACAAAUUGUAACAUAAAGAAAAUAUUUUAAACAGUAUUUAAUAAAAAAAAAAUUAAAACUUGCAACGGAAACCACUAAAUUACUACUGGCGGAAGAAAUCUACGACAGUGCCAGAAAAUAUUUACAAAAACAAUUUGAAGAUUGCUUCCGAGUUGACAGUUUUUGGUCGGAUAUACAUAAAUGCGAACUUGUCUCGGUUCCGUACGACUGAUUGCUGUGUGAAUGAAAGUUGUACAUGUUAUUACAUAAAUACCUACCUAUUGUCUAAUUCUCUAACUACAUUUUAAGAAGGUAAACAAAUUUAAUCUUUCAGCAAUCCCACGAGUAGUUAUUAGGCGUUCGCACCGAAAAACAACUUUAUCCUAUCCCCAACGGCUUCAGGAGCGUAAAGCCAAAAAUUGGGAAGCUGGUUGCGAAAAAAUUCACUAAGAUUAGCUCUUAUAAUCGAACGAAAUGAUUCAUAAACUCGAAAUUUUAAUUGAAAAGAGAUAAGCAAGUUGUUGUAGGGGGAAAAAAACUUUCUGAAGUAAUUUCCUAGUCCGGAUAAAAAUCCGGGUCCGUUCCGGUUACUUGGCCCGACUGUCAUGGGAACGGUAAGAAAAUUAUGGUCUGUCCUAGCCAAUAUCCGAGUAUUUAAACAGAAAGAUUUGAAAUAAACUUACUAAUUAUAAACUUUAUCGGUAUUAAGAUGUUAAGGAUUUUAUUUUUUUCAAUUAAAUUUAUUUAUUGUAAAUAAUAAAAAAUAUAAUAUUAAUGCAUUCUUAGCUGUAUUAAUAUAACUGUUUUGAUCAGGUUUGGAUUUCUUGGAAUAUGCAAACCACUCAAUUAAUUAUUUAUACUAAAAUUGAUUAAUAUAUGCAUACGUGGUGGUACAGCUGCUGAAUAAUCAAUAGUAUGUGUAAAAUAUUAUAUUAUUUCCAGUCGUCAGUCGGUAUUCCUUACGUAUUAAAUCACAUACCGUUUCAAUAAUGACUUCGCAAUAUAUUGUGAUAUAAACACAACUAUUUUAUUUUUGUAAAUGAAUUUAGGGAU
This is a messenger RNA of Bactrocera latifrons, 2905 nucleotides long. RefSeq lists its product as uncharacterized. The transcript has 2 exons. Bases 77 to 1249 code for a protein of 390 amino acids. Lineage: Eukaryota; Metazoa; Arthropoda; Insecta; Diptera; Tephritidae. The record is from RefSeq and is a predicted model, not a curated record.